Molecule: messenger RNA, 2086 nt
Organism: Vigna umbellata (rice bean)
Lineage: Eukaryota; Viridiplantae; Streptophyta; Magnoliopsida; Fabales; Fabaceae
Source: RefSeq, a predicted model, not a curated record
AUUCUAUGGUGACUUAUGGAUGUUCACCUGCAGACUGAGAAAAAUGUUUUUGUGAUCUUCUAUGCUGGAGAAAAAGCAAAAGCCAAGAUUCUCAAAAUAUGUGAAGCCUUUGGUGCUAAUCGUUACCCUUUUGCUGAGGAACUUGGAAAACAAGCACAAAUGAUCACAGAGGUUUCUGGAAGACUUUUGGAAUUGAAGACCACUAUAGAUGCUGGACUACAUCACCGGGAUCACUUGCUAAAUACUAUUGGGGUUCAAUUUGAGCAAUGGGAUGUUCUGGUGAGGAAGGAGAAAUCUAUUCAUCAUACCCUGAACAUGCUGAGCCUUGAUGUGACGAAAAAAUGUCUUGUGGCUGAGGGGUGGAGUCCCAUCUUUGCAAAUAAGCAGAUCCAGGAUGCAUUACAGCGGGCAGCAUUGGACUCUAAUUCUCAAGUCAAUGCCAUUUUUCAAGUUCUGCAUACCAGGGAGUUGCCGCCUACCUUUUUCCGCACAAAUAAAUUUACUUCUUCUUUUCAAGGAAUCAUUGAUUCAUAUGGGGUUGCUAAGUAUCAGGAGGCAAAUCCGACCGUGUAUACUGUAGUUACCUUUCCGUUUCUUUUUGCUGUUAUGUUUGGCGAUUGGGGACAUGGAAUAUGUUUACUACUUGCAGCUCUAUAUUUCAUAAUCAGGGAGAAGAAACUAUCUAGUCAGAAGCUUGAUGACAUCACGGAGAUGACUUUUGGAGGUCGUUAUGUUAUUUUGCUGAUGGCGCUGUUCUCAAUCUACACUGGCUUUAUCUAUAACGAGUUCUUUUCUGUUCCAUUUGCACUCUUUGCCCCCUCUGCUUAUGAUUGUCGUGACCUCUCUUGCAGGGAUGCUACAACAGUGGGCUUGAUAAAAGUGCGGGACUCUUAUCCUUUCGGAGUUGAUCCUGUAUGGCAUGGAACACGAAGUGAACUACCAUUUCUGAACUCAUUGAAAAUGAAAAUGUCAAUUCUUCUUGGAGUUGCUCAAAUGAACCUUGGAAUUGUGAUGAGCUAUUGCAAUGCCAUAUUCUUUAGAAACAGGGUGAAUGUGUGGUUCCAGUUCAUUCCCCAGAUGAUAUUUCUCAACAGUCUAUUUGGCUAUCUAGCCCUUCUUAUUAUUGUGAAGUGGUGUACUGGUUCUCAAGCUGAUUUGUACCAUAUUUUGAUCUACAUGUUCCUUAGCCCGACUGAUGAUUUGGGUGAGAACCAACUCUUUGUUGGUCAGAAGAAUUUGCAGCUUGUGCUUUUGCUUCUGGCAUUUAUCUCUGUCCCCUGGAUGCUGUUGCCAAAACCUUUUAUCUUAAAGAAGCAACAUGAAGCUAGGCACGGGGCUGAAUCCUAUACACCACUUGAAAGCACAGACGAGAGCUUGCAACCGGAGUCAAACCACGAAUCCCAUGGUCAUGAGGAAUUUGAGUUCAGUGAAGUCUUUGUACAUCAACUUAUACAUACCAUUGAAUUUGUGCUUGGAGCAGUGUCUAAUACGGCUUCUUACCUCCGUCUAUGGGCCCUUAGUCUUGCUCAUUCAGAAUUAUCAAGUGUAUUCUACGAGAAGGUUCUGCUGAUGGCAUGGGGGUACAAUAAUGUGAUAAUCUUGAUAGUGGGUCUCAUUGUUUUCAUCUUCGCUACAGUCGGAGUGUUACUUGUCAUGGAAACACUUAGUGCCUUCUUGCAUGCGUUACGACUUCACUGGGUGGAGUUUCAAAACAAGUUUUACGAGGGCGAUGGUUACAAGUUCCACCCUUUCUCGUUCUCCUUACUGGAUGAUGAGGAAUGAUAUGCUCUAAAAUCGCAUUAAUAAGGAGUAGUUAUGUAGCUUUGGACCUGUAUUGAUUCUUUUAUUUGAUGUAAGUAGUCAGUGAUUACUAUCUGCAGCAUUGUAUGCGGUGGAAUCCUUUAAGGUUUUCAUCAAACGUCCUCUUUUGUUUAUUUAUCCAUUGAGGGAAUAAAUAUUCCCAAUUAGGGGAGUAACUUCGCUUGAGCUAGGCAGGGUGGCCAUGUGUAAUAAUAAUUAUACUUGCGACAUACACUUAAUAUUCAUGUAUUUAUUAUGUGUUUUAAUUUUAAAAUGUCUUAUACGA